GUGACUUCGGGUUGUAUUCCUCGUCCUGGCGGCUGCCGCAAGUAAUUAUGGAGGCCGAGUCUUCCAUCGCAAGCGUUGAGGAUCAACGCGAUACUCACUCACGUCCACAAUUCCGUAGCGGACAGGAAGGCAGGGACAUUUCUACCUCGUUCAAGUUGCCAGCGUCUGCUCGCUGCAUCUCCAUUAUACCUGAAAUUCGGUGGAAGAUUUUCCAGUUGAUCCAUGAUGCCAGCGACAACCAUAACGCUCGGCACUUGGGAAACAAGACCCUUCUGGCGCUUGCCUUGACAUGCAAGUCAUUCACGGGACCUGCACUGAAGCUUUUGUGGCAAGACCUAUCCGAGCUCGCACCACUUAUUAAAUGUCUCCCGCGGAGCCUAUGGAAACAAGUGGAAAAAAUUGGAAUUUCAAAGAGUCAUGACCUUAGAUGACUGGUCUAUUUUCUGCAAAUACAAUCAUCACGUCCGUUCACUCAGAACAGAUGUAUAUCCACUGCUUGGUACCGAAAUCUGGCAUGCCCUCAGCUGUCCUCCUUUCUCCCUUCCCUUGCUCCCCAACCUGAUGU
Suillus subalutaceus is the source of this 565-nucleotide messenger RNA. RefSeq lists its product as uncharacterized. The transcript is spliced from 2 exons. Bases 48 to 431 code for a protein of 127 amino acids. The record is from RefSeq and is a predicted model, not a curated record. Lineage: Eukaryota; Fungi; Basidiomycota; Agaricomycetes; Boletales; Suillaceae.